CACUGCUGGCAAAGACCACCUUGGAAAAAAAAAACAGACCACCCUGAAAAGAGCUGCAGGUGUGAGGCUUUUAAAGGGAUUUGUCGGGAGGCAUUUAGACAGGAGGGUGGCAAGGUAGUUACGAAUUCCAGGAUAGUUAGGAACUCCCUCCCUCCCUCCCUCUCUUCCUCCCUCCCUUGUGACAGCAUUCCUGCUGGCUGCACCAGGCUGGCUCCAGAGAGUAGCCUCUAGCCCUAAUCCGUCUUUUGUUUAGCAGACACCUUUUGUUUCCCUUGUUUCCCUCUCUGUGAAUCUUGUCUCUGUGUAAACAAGGGUACAAAGGAUAUUUGGUGGCUUUCUCGCCUUCAUAGCAAAGGUAGUGGGAGACUAUAUUGUUCAACCAUAUGACUUACAAAAAUUAGUGGUCUUUAAAGUCAACGAAGGGGCUGGGAUGUAGUUCAGUUGGCAGAGUGUUUGCCUAGCAUGCGCAAAGCUUCCAUCCCCAGCACCACAUAAAGCAAGUGUAGUGUCUCACGCCUGUAAUCCCAGGACUUGGAAUGUAGAAGCAUUAGAAUCAUUGUCAACCACAUAGGAAGUUGAAGGUCAGCUCAGGAUACAUGAGAUCCUGUCUAGAUCAGUCAGUCAAUGAAGUCUACUUGAAGCAAGGGAACCUGGAGGGUGUGUUUAGGUUUUCCCUUGAAUUCAUGAGAUGUAAUCUCCCAGAGUACAUCUUGCCCACACUUUGGACAUAUUCAGAACUUUUGUAGAAGGAAGAAUUCAUUCUUACAACAUGGUCUUAGCAACACCCAAAUCCCCCUGCUGACACCAGGGUAGGGGAUGUCGCCGUAUAUAUACUGUAAGAAUGGCACACCUUCAAGCUAUCUACCACCUGCUGUACACACCUCCACCCCACUGCCGUUCUUUCAUCUGAGGGACACACAAGGUCUCCGUCCUUAGGCUGGCUUUCUCAGCUCUCAGCAGUUCCUGUGUGUGAAGCCUGUGACCACACCUCUGCCCAGCCGGUUUGUGUGUCUGUUUUCAACACUGUCUGAGGAGAAAUUCCUCUAAGCUCUCUCAUUGGCUGUGGAAUCACCUCCCCUGGGCAGGAUGCCAGGCCUCACGGAAAGAGCCAUGUUCGCUGUGUAGACUUUCCUCCCGGGCACUAUAGUAGCAAUGGUGCCUGUCCUGCUGUCCCUGCCUCUCCUUCUGGGUCCUGCAGUCCUUCAGGAGACUGGGCCUUAUUCGCUGAUCUUCCUCUACACCGGCUUGUCCAGGCCCAGCAAAGGCAUCCCCAGGUUUCAAGCCACCGCAUUUCUCAAUGACCAGGCCUUCUUCCACUAUGACAGCAACAGCAGGAAGGCGGAGCCCGUGGGGCCUUGGAGCCAGGUAGAAGGAAUGGAGGACUGGGAGAAGGAGAGCCAGCUUCAGAGGGCCAGGGAGGAGAUCUUCCUCGUGACCCUGAAAGACAUCAUGGACUAUUACAAGGACAGCGCAGGGUCUCAUACCUUCCAGGGAAUGUUCGGUUGUGAGCUAUUGAAUAACAGAAGCAAUGGAGCAUUCUGGAGGUAUGCCUACGAUGGACAGGAUUUCAUCGAAUUCAACAAAGAAAUCCCAGCCUGGAUCCCCUUAGUCCCAGCAGCUGAGAACACCAAGCUGAAGUGGGAGGCAGAAAAAGUCUACACACAGCGAGCCAAGGCAUACCUAGAGGAGGAGUGCCCCAAAAUGCUGAAGAGGUACCUGAACUACAGCAGAUCUCACCUGGAUCAAAAAGAUCCUCCCACUGUGACAAUCACCAGCCGUGCAGCCCCAGGAAGAAAAAGGACAUUCAAAUGCCUGGCCUAUGACUUCUACCCACAAGGAAUAAGUCUGCACUGGAACCGGGCCGGCAAGAUGCUGACAUCCAAAUCAGGAGGUGUUUUUCCCAAUGGAAAUGGCACUUACCUGUCCUGGGUGGAGGUGGAAGUCCCUCCUCAGGACAGAGACCCCUACUUCUGCCACAUAGAGCAUAGUGGACUGUCCCAGUCACUCUCGGUGCAGUGGGAUGAUACAAAGAAAGCAAAAGCCGAAAGCAACCCAGCAACUCAGCCUCAGUAAGUUACUCUCUCUGUGUGACAUGAGAGAGUUGAGCUUCAGAAGUCAAUGUCACCCACAAGGUCUUCCAUGGGCAGCUGUGCGACAGCUAACUAGAAUCCAAGGAACAGGAGUGGGGACAGAAGACUUGAACACCAAGCACUGAGUACACACUCAAUGUCAAAUCACCUGGCCUUGUAAAACUCCUCACCGAUUAAUCUGUAAGUCCUCACAACCCCUCAUGCCUAGUACUGCAUAGAAAGGCAUUUUAACCUUGGAGAUGCUAUAAAAGUGUGAGUUGAUUUUA
Messenger RNA from Peromyscus californicus insignis, 2356 nucleotides. RefSeq names its product alpha-2-glycoprotein 1, zinc-binding (gene Azgp1). The transcript is spliced from 4 exons. Lineage: Eukaryota; Metazoa; Chordata; Mammalia; Rodentia; Cricetidae. The record is from RefSeq and is a predicted model, not a curated record. Gene Ontology annotation, cellular component: external side of plasma membrane. The coding region runs from base 1153 to 2073 and encodes 306 amino acids. Gene Ontology annotation, biological process: immune response.